AUGGGGAAGAAAGCUAAGAAGAAGGUCCGAGCUCCACCAAAGGAGAAUCUGACCAUGACGCUCUCCGAGAAGGUCUCUGAACAGCCUAGUGAAGCCGGGGAAGUAGCUGAGGUGGCUGUUAAAUCAAUGAAGGAGAAACAAGCUUGUGUGCAUUUCAAUAAGGGUCUUAAUUUGGAUAAAGUGUUGGAUAAGAUCAAGUCUUCCCGGCAGAUUAAGUGUCAGGAAUGCAAGGAAAGGGUGCACGACAAGAGAGGAAUUAAAGCGAAGGGUAAUAAGGGGAAACAUGGAUUUGCUUCUUCUGACCCAAAAUCUGACAAAAAAGCUAUUUGGGUUUGUUUGGAAUGUGGCUAUUAUGUUUGUGGAGGUGUUGGGUUACCAAAUGGAGCUCAGAGUCAUGUUGUGAGGCAUAUCAGAGUGACGCAUCACAGAUUGGUGAUUCAAUGGGAAAAUCCUCAGUUAAGAUGGUGUUUCCCGUGCCAGUCGCUUCUCCCAUUUGAAAAAGAAGAGAAUGGUGAGAAGAAAGAUGUGCUGUCGGAGGUUGUAAAAUUGAUUAAAGGACGAUCUUUGAACAAUUUAGCUUUAUCUGAUACCGAAGAGCAGUGCUCAGCAAGUGGCAACAUCAGUAGUGAUAUCAAAUUAGAAGGUGCUGUGACUAGUGGUGUAGAAGCAAGAGAUGGUUAUGUCGUGCGAGGUUUAGUUAAUCUUGGGAACACAUGUUUCUUUAACUCGAUAAUGCAAAAUCUUCUUUCUUUGGAUCGGUUACGCAAUCACUUCUUGAAGGAGGAUGUGUCUGCUAUUGGUGGGCCUCUUGCUUGUUCCCUGAAGAAAUUAUUUACUGAAACGAAACCAGAGGCAGGCUUGAAGAGUGUGAUAAAUCCAAGAGUCUUUUUUGGGUCUUUCUGUACUAAGGCACCCCAGUUUAGGGGUUAUGACCAGCAUGACAGCCACGAGUUGCUACGAUGUCUGCUAGAUUCGUUGAGCACCGAAGAAUCGGCCUUGAGAAAGAAGCGUGGUGUUUCUGAUAAUGAUGAUAAAUCUACUCUCAUAGAUUCCGUAUUUGGAGGCGAAACUUCGAGCAUUGUUUCUUGUAUGGAGUGCGGGCAUUCCUCAAAAGUCUAUGAGCCAUUUUUGGAUCUCUCUUUACCCGUACCAUUCAAGAAAACCCCUCCUAAAAAGCUGCAAACUGUUACUCGAGCAAAGAAAGCUAAGCUUCCACCAAAAAGAGUCCCUAAGAAUGUGUCAAAGGUAAGUAAAGUUUCAAAAGUUCUUCCAACUAAGGCUCUUUCGGAACUGAAUCCUCCGGGAAAAGCUUUGGUUACCACAGCUGAUUCAGAUGCAUCAUGUUCCACUUCUGCACCCAUUGAUAAUGGUCUGGAUUCAGAGACUUCUUCGGUUAUAACCCUUGACAAUAAGCAGGCCCCAGAAAGUGUAACACAAAGUGAUACUGUUUUCGAUAGCUUCUGGUUGGAUAUCAUUGGACCAGAAACCUUUGGAGAUGAGACGAAUUUGGAUAUGCAAGAUAAUGUUAGUGAUAAACCCCCAACAACUGAGGCUAAUCAAAUUGUUCCUGGUCCAAAUAUUCAUGCUAAUACCUCAGUUUCAUCGGGUGAUCAGACUUUGGAAGGUAACACAGAGAGGCUGAUGCAAGAUAAUGAUGGAUUUGCAGAGGCAGAACCCAUCUUGGAUGAAAAAGAUGUACAAGCAACACAGUCUGAUGAAUGCACAGCUACAAGCGGUAUUUCUUCAGAAAUCAACCAAGUUAGUUACAUCGGUGGUGAUCCUGGUAUAGGGGAAAGUUCUUCCUCUGUGAAUCCUUGGGAUGAGGAAGAGCUUCCCAUGGUGGUUGCAGAUUCGCAAGUUCUGUACAUGCCAUACAAAGAACACAUAUCCUGUAGUAAUGAUAAAACAGUUGCGGAAUGCGAAGGCGAGGCUUCAUCUUCGUUUGUUACUGGUGAUCAUGAACCACAGAACAAUGAUUUUGUUGAUUUUGGUGGUUUAUUUGAUGAGCCGGAGACUACUGAAGGACCUGUUUUCGGACCUCCUUCUAAGGCUGAAGCUUCGGGAGUUGGUUUUAUGGCGUUCAGCAGCGAGUCUGAUCCUGAAGAAAUCGAUGAUUCAGAUUCACCGGUGUCUGUUGAGAGGUGUUUGGCUCAUUACACAAAGCCUGAGAUUUUGUCGGAUGAUAAUGCUUGGCAUUGCGAGAACUGUUCAAAGAACCUGAAACUACAACUGCUGAUAGAAAAGCAAAAAUCCAUAAAAGAUGAUUCGAGAUCAAGCAACACCAGCAAUGGAUGGGUGAAUGAAAAUGAAAACGAAAAGGAUGUUUCUGGAGAAACCGUUGUUUUGGCUACAAAGCAAUAUCCAAGUGAUACUUUUAUUGUCAAGGAUCAUAACUCUAAUGGAAAAGAAGCUACGAGUUCUCACUCAGCUAAUGACAAUGAAUCCGAAGAAACUCAAGAUGAAGAUUCUGAGAAAGUGAUAACAGUAAAGAGAGAUGCGACUAAAAGAGUGCUUAUAAACAAAGCCCCACCUGUCUUAACUAUUCAUCUAAAACGGUUCAGCCAAGAUCUGCGAGGUAGGCUAAGCAAGUUAAAUGGCCAUGUUGCUUUCAAAGAGGUCAUUGAUCUUCGACAAUAUAUGGACGCGAGGUGUAGUGGAGAAGACCCGCCUGUCUACAGACUGGCUGGAUUGGUGGAGCAUUCAGGGACGAUGAGAGGAGGUCACUAUGUGGCGUAUGUUAGAGGAAGUCAGAGAGUUAAAGAGGCUGAGUCCUCCACUGUUUGGUAUAACGUAAGCGAUGCACAUGUUCGUCAAGUUUCGUUGGAAAAGGUUCUGCAUUCUGAAGCGUAUAUCUUGUUCUACGAACGGAUCUUAUCACAAGACUGA
This is a messenger RNA of Arabis nemorensis, 2886 nucleotides long. The record is from the annotation of a GenBank genome assembly. NCBI's taxonomy places the organism in Eukaryota, Viridiplantae, Streptophyta, Magnoliopsida, Brassicales, Brassicaceae.